GUGUGCACCAGACUCUUGACGUAGUUAUAAUGUAUGAUGAAUCGACUAGCUCUGGUACUUCUGGUUUUUCUUACCAGCGGCAGUUUAUCGUUUCACUAGCCGACGCUCUACAUCUGAGUUCUACUGACACUAACAUUGCCGGAUUUGGUGUAGAUGUCAACGCCUAUUAUGGAUGGGGACUUCGAGAUUAUUUCACAUCAUCUGCAAUAAAUUCAAAGCUGAUAAAAAUAUCGUCAAAUUUAGGAAAUGGAGGCUCAAAUUUGGCACCUGGAUUUGAAAUGGCAUGGGACUCUUUCUUAUCCAAUAGUACCAGACCUGGGUCCCAAGCGUGGCUAAUAGUACUAACUGAUACAACAUAUACGUCCUCCACAAAGGGAUUAGACGAGGCUAAGGCUGCUGGUGUAAAAGUUGGCGUUGUAGGGACGGGAUCAGUGACAAGCUAUUCAGCUUUUGCUUCUGACUCUAAAUAUGUAGUCAGUGGAAUGAGCUGGGGAACUCUUUCCUCUUAUAUUACGAAUGUUGUGGAAUUUUUCUGUCCUGCUUAUUGUGAAAAUUUUGUGUUUUACUACGAUCUUCCAAACAGUAUGAGCGUCCAAGCUGAUACACAUUCGAACGUAGGCUACUAUUUGAGCCCUACAGAUAUCACCUAUGACAUUCACUGUUGUGGAGCUGUAUCCUCUGUUGAGUUCAAGGCCACAACUUCCGGAACAUUUAAAUUUCAAAUAUGGCGGAACUAUGUCUUAGUGUCCGAGACAUCAGUAUCAGCAGCAGCUGGAUUUCAGACUCAUACGUUUUCACCCAAGCUUGCCGUACAGGCUAAAGACGUUAUUGGAUGGUAUUCAUCUGGGGUUAACCCUAUUGGUAUUGCCUCAAAUUGUUCAGGAGACCUGUGUACCAGUGGUACAAAACGAGCCACGAGCAUGGGAGCAGUUUCAGUGGGGUCUUCCUAUUCGUGGUCUAACGCCACUGACCUACCAGACACAGCUUUUGCUAUCAAAUUUACGAUAGUCAACAGGGAAAUAACUUUGAUUGCACCAUUGCCGACUCCUCACGUAGAGACACCCUAUACUCUUACAAUAGAAGUUAUGGAUUCUUGUUUCAACACAGCCACGGCCACUGUUAACAUAACCUCAUAUGCUGUUCCUCCAUCAUUUAAUAAUUUGCCGACGGAAGUAGAGCUAGGAGAUGACGUCACAGCGGAGACCAUUCUAAUUGUUGUUAAUGUGACAGAUGAAUCUGCCCCCAUUAUCACAUGUACGCAAACCUCCAUUUUACCAGAAACACAGUACUUCAGACUCGACGAUUACAUGAAUGGCUACUGUGAAGAUUUUGAUUUCUAUUACGAUGAACCAAACACUAUGAAUGUUCAGGCUGACAACUUUUCCAAUGUAGGGUAUUACUUAGACGGCCUUGAUCUGGCCUACAACAUACACUGCUGUGGAGCGGUAUCCUCUGUAGAGUUCAAGGCCACGACUUCCGGAACAUUCAAAUUUCAAAUAUGGCGAAAAGAAAUGUUAGUGUCGGAGACAUCAAUAUCAGCCACGGGAGUAAACCCUAUUGGAAUUGCUUCGAGUUGUUAUGGAACCCUGUGUACUUCGUCCACAAAAAGAGCCCAGAACAUGGGAACAGUUGCAAUAGGGUCUAUCUAUUCGUGGUAUAGCGCCACCAUUCUGCCGGACACGGCUUUUGCUAUCAAAUUUACGAUUGUUAAUGUUACAGCUCUUACCUUUACAAUGACCUCCCCAGUGUUUAUAUCGGAGACACUGGCUGUGGGGUCUAAUGUCACAGAGGUCAGUGUAACUCACGAUACAGGGAUGGAGUUAAUGUACACAGACCCCUCCAGCCCUUACUUUUCCUUUGACCAGUACACAGGGCUAAUCAGUUUGAUUGGACCAUUGCCUGUAACAAAUACCGAAACAACUUAUGUUUUAGUAAUAGAAGUCUAUGAUACAUGUUACAAUUCCGCCACUGCUACUCUUAACAUAACAUCUUAUAGUGUGCCACCAUCAUUCCAUAAUUUGCCAACGGAAGUAGAGAUCGGAGAUGAUGUCACCGAAGAAACUCUUCUUAUUGUCAUAAAUGCAACAGACGAAUCUGCUCCAUUUAUCAUCUGUACCAAAACGUCGAUUUUACCAGAGACACAGUUUUUCAGAUUGGAUGACUAUAUGAAUGGAUCCGCAGCUGUGUACCUUAAUGCCGAUUCCCAGUUGGACUUUAACACAGCCGAGGAAUAUAAAAUGUUCAUUACAUGUACCGGAAGUUCAUCUCUGGAAUCCAUUUUGACUAUAAGAAUUCUGGAUAAAUCUGUGACAACUCCUUAUUCUGUACCAGACUGGGCGGCAGGGGCCAUUGUUGUCAGUGUCGGUUCAAUGGGUGUAGUCCUAGGCAUGGUCUGCUUUCUGAUUGUAGUCAUUUUGGCAACAACUGACGAAGCUGAAGCACUUCCGCCGGUAGAGGAAGAGGAGAGCACUAAAGCGGAAGUUGACGAUACUGCGAAGAUAUACAAAAACAUUGACAGGAAACCUAAAUAUAGAGAGGGGAGAGUGUUUUGAAUCUUUUUUUUCUGAUAGUUUUUAUGUAAUUUUUUUUAAAGAAAAAUUCAUUGUAAAACAGAGAGCUUGCAGACAAUCGCUCCUUAGAUCUUUUAAUGUAAGAAUUUGAACACAUUAUCAUGACCUUAACUGAUCUGGCACAAUUACAUUGUUUCCAAACAUUAAUUACAUAUCUUUAGUAAUAAUAUUUUUCUUCUUUAAAUCAGGUUUUUCUAUGUAUAAGAUAAACAAAUUUUAAAGAAGGAACUUGCAUAUGGAUCACGAUUUUAUCUUAUUUUUUAAAUAGCAGAAUAUUGUUUUCAACAUAUUACUAAUUAACAUUAAAAACAAGUAUCAGUCGCACUUCACUUGUUUUGUGCGACCUUUACUUGUAGAUGACUAAUACA
Saccostrea echinata is the source of this 2938-nucleotide messenger RNA. RefSeq lists its product as uncharacterized. Gene Ontology annotation, biological process: homophilic cell-cell adhesion. Gene Ontology annotation, cellular component: membrane. The transcript has 15 exons. Bases 30 to 2552 code for a protein of 840 amino acids. The record is from RefSeq and is a predicted model, not a curated record. NCBI's taxonomy places the organism in Eukaryota, Metazoa, Mollusca, Bivalvia, Ostreida, Ostreidae. Gene Ontology annotation, molecular function: calcium ion binding.